This is a messenger RNA of Cutaneotrichosporon oleaginosum, 1346 nucleotides long. RefSeq lists its product as uncharacterized. NCBI's taxonomy places the organism in Eukaryota, Fungi, Basidiomycota, Tremellomycetes, Trichosporonales, Trichosporonaceae. The record is from RefSeq and is a predicted model, not a curated record.
CUAUACGAGUCCUCAGUCACAAACAUCGAGCUCUUGGCUAUUGUCUACGAAUAUCUCGCUUCACUUAUCAACCCCCGGCAAUCAUGGCCACUCUCGACCAUGCAUUGUACCCGCACAUCUUUGCAGCAAUCGUCGCUGAAGCCAGCUUCCCCGUCCUUUCCUGUCUAAGGAACACGUCGCACGGCGUUCGUGUGCAGGUCGACACCCACCUCUCCCGCCAGCUGAACCACAUCUUGCUGUCCCCAUACCCGUCUGGCAUCGAACUCCAGUCCUUCGAUGGCGCGCCCCUGCCCCUCCCGCUUGCGAUUUUCCGCCAUCCGGGCGGCCAAAGCAAUACACUCUCCGACCAGCGCAUUCUCGACCGUCUUCUCAAGCACGUGCGCGUGGCUGAUCUCGCCGGGCGCGUCUCGACAGAGGCGCUCGCUGCCUUCUGCGCAAUCACUCCGCUGCGCCUGGUACGGUUCCGACCCGCCGCUGUGGGAUUACACAGCCUUGACCUGACAGCGGCGGGGGAAGUUGACAUUGUCAUCUUUGCGCGUGAGCCCUGGGAUCGCUUGUCGCCAGCCAACGGGUGGCUUCAGGCUUUUGUGCGCCGCCUCACGAUAGUGUAUCCUCGCACGCUUGGCCACAAGCACGCUGCCACCUCGUGUUUACAAUCGUGGAUUCCAUGGAAACCGCUGUGGCCGCCUUCUGAGGCUGUAGUGCUCGUAUGCUCCUGGGGUGUCGACGGCUGUGUCAAGUCCUUGCAGGAUGACAAGCUCAUAGAGACAACAGCCGCAUCUGCUCGUCGCACCCACACUACAGCGCACCUGACUUUGGGCGGGGGUGUGGUCGCCCUCCUCGACUGCCUGUCUGAUGGCCGACCUGAAGAACGAGAGAUGGAAACUCGCAAGCGUGUUCGCGCGUUGUACGCCGCCAUGCGUGAAUUGUUGCGGGAAAUUUCGGGGCGCUCCGACGUCCUGGGCGCGUCCAUUGAGCCCAAGAUCGAGCUCGUGUCCAUCGACGGAUACCGAACAACUCGUGGAGAUGCGUUUGACCUGGAGACUGUCCUUGAGGUUGGGGCUGGGGGAAUGACUGAGCUGUAGUAGCGAAGAUGCCGAGGUCUGAGGUUGUCCGUUGCCAAAUGCCACUCUCCUCUGGACCUGCGUCAGCAUGCUGACCGCACGAGCAUCGCUGCCGCAAUCGAGCGGGUCGUUCCCAACACAACUUUUCGGGACCUGGCCAAUGGCGUCCUCCGCAUUUGGUAUGAUCAAGUAAUUUGCACAACAAACUGGAUCGCUACCUUCGGCGCCUCGGCGCUGUAGCCAUGGACGGCUAGCGCGGAUGAGCUCGUUACUCAUCUGGGA